Messenger RNA from Microsporum canis CBS 113480, 1281 nucleotides. Its product is annotated as beta-ketoacyl synthase. Gene Ontology annotation, biological process: fatty acid biosynthetic process. Gene Ontology annotation, molecular function: 3-oxoacyl-[acyl-carrier-protein] synthase activity. The record is from RefSeq and is a predicted model, not a curated record. The coding region runs from base 1 to 1281 and encodes 426 amino acids. The transcript has 8 exons. Lineage: Eukaryota; Fungi; Ascomycota; Eurotiomycetes; Onygenales; Arthrodermataceae.
AUGCGCCGAGUUGUCGUUACUGGCCUGGGUGCUGUCACUCCGCUUGGGGUUGGAAUACGACAUAUAUGGAAAAAGUUGCUAGAUGGGCAUAGCGGGAUUAUAUCUAUAAAAGAUAGAGACCCAAAAAUUGCUGAGCUACCGUGUCAGAUUGCAGGAGUUGUUCCAAGAGGCCCAAAGGCAGAAGGCUGUUGGGAUGCGUCCGAAUGGGUGACUCGUGAUGAACAACGGAAAAUUGCUUUAUUUUCUCAGUAUGCGUUGGCCGCUACCCAAGAAGCUCUUGAAGAUGCAAAUUGGAUGCCUACAACAGAGGAAUCUAGGAAUAUGACUGGGGUGUGUUUAGGUUCGGGAAUUGGAAACUUUGACGAAGCAUUUAACACAUCUUUAGCAUAUGCUACUGGAGGAUAUCGAAAAGUGUCACCACUUUUUGUCCCUAAGCUUCUUAUCAAUUUAGGAGCCGGGCAUAUAUCUAUGAAAUAUGGGUUCAUGGGGCCCAAUCAUUCAGUCUCAACAGCGUGUACGACAGGGGCACAUUCUAUUGGCGAUGCUUCCCGUUUCAUUGCACACGGAGACGCCAAUGUCAUGAUUGCAGGAGGAGCCGAAUCAUGUAUACACCCCCUUGCCAUUGGAGGCUUUGCACGGUGUCGAAGUCUUGCUACUGGUUUCAACAACACUCCAGAAAAGGCAUCCCGGCCAUUUGACAAAGACAGGCAAGGGUUUGUUGUCGGAGAGGGAGCCGCCGUUGUUAUCCUUGAGGAACUUGAACAUGCCCUGUCUCGAAACGCCCGUAUCUAUGCAGAACUUAAAGGGUAUGGGUGUUCAGCCGACGCAUACCACAUCACGGCGCCGCAUGAGAACGGUAAAGGGGCUUUCUCCGCGAUGAAACGUGCGCUAAAAAAUGCCGGGGUGGCCCCUAGCAAGAUAGAUUACAUCAACGCUCACGGCACAUCAACUCCAAUUGGGGAUGCAGCUGAAAACACAGCAGUUAAAUCCUUGUUUCUCGGGCCUGAAGGUAAAGCGAAGGCAUCUGACAUUAACAUAAGCAGCACAAAGGGUGCCAUUGGACAUCUACUGGGUGGUGCAGGUGCAAUUGAGGCUGCUUUCUCCGUUCUAGCUAUUGAUAAGGGUAUCAUGCCACCUACAAUCAACCUUGAGAACGUGACUGAAGAAUUUGACUGCAAUUAUGUCCCAAAUUUCGCACAAGAGAAGAAAAUUGAGGUUGCACUUACCAAUAGUUUUGGGUUUGGUGGAACCAACAGCAGCCUUUGCUUUGCUAAAUACUAA